AGCAUCGCCACCACUCCUGCACGGAGCCUCGCCUGGCCGAGCACUGCACCGUGCACACGUCGGGAUUGCACAAAAUUCCUGAGAAAUAUACCUGCUAUUUAUGGCAUGUGGCUGAUAACAUUACUCCUGCUGUAUUCUUUUAAAGAAGUGAACAGUGAGGAUGUGGUCUCGACACGGCUGUACUUUGUGAACGCCUCCCUGCAGAGAGUGACCUUCUCCAGCUCAGUGGGGGUGUCCCUGCCCUGCCCAGCAGGUGGCGCCCCCCAUGCAGUCCUCCGCUGGUACCUGGCUACCGGCGAUGACAUCUACGAUGUGCCCCACAUCCGCCAUGUCCAUGCCAAUGGCACGCUGCAGCUCUACCCCUUCUCUCCAUCUGCCUUCAACAGCUUCAUCCAUGACAAUGACUACUUCUGCACUGCAGAGAACCAGGCUGGCAAGAUCCGCAGCCCCAGCAUCCGUGUCAAAGCAGUGUUCAGGGAGCCAUACACGGUUCGUGUGGCCGAUCAGCGGUCCAUGCGGGGCAACGUGGCUGUCUUCAAGUGCCUCAUUCCUUCAGCCGUGCAGGAGUAUGUCAGUGUGGUCUCCUGGGAAAAGGACACCGUUGCCAUUGUGCCAGGUAACCGAUUCUUCUUGACAUCAUAUGGGGCCCUGUAUAUAUCAGACGUUCAGAAAGAAGAUGCGCUUUCUACAUACCGAUGCAUUACCAAACACAAAUACAGUGGAGAGACCCGACAGAGCAAUGGUGCUCGUCUCUCUGUAUUGGAUCCAACCGAGUCUACACCCUCAGUGAUGGACAGCUUCCAAUCAGGUGAAGUGCAGGUGGGUCGCAGCGUGGAACUGCCAUGCAUUGCCUCAGGCUUCCCCAAUCCCACUAUCCGUUGGCUGAAGGAUGGCAGGCCACUUCCGGCUGACGCGCGCUGGACCAGACGUCUCACAGGCCUUACCAUCAGUGAUCUACGCAUGGAGGAUUCAGGAAACUACAUCUGUGAAGUCACCAAUAGCUUUGGCUCCAAGGAGGUCACAGGAUACCUCAAUGUGAUAGAGCCACUAAGGGUCACUGUCUCCCCUAAAAACUUGAAGACAGGUAUCAGCAGUACAGUGAUCCUGUCGUGUGCUGUUCAAGGUUCCCCUCAUUUUACAGUGUCUUGGUUUCGGAACACAGAGCCUGUACUUCCUGACCAGCACUUCUCCAUUCAGGGCACCAACAACGAGACACUGUUCAUCACUGCUGCCCAAAAAAGACACUCAGGUGCAUACCAGUGCUUUGACCGCAAGGGUCAAACUGCCCAGGAUUUCUCCAUUAUUUUGCUGGAAGAUGGCACACCGAGGAUUGUCUCAUCCUUUAGUGAACGUGUGGUGGCACCACGAGAACCCUUCUCCCUAAUGUGUGCAGCCAAAGGUGCCCCUCCUCCCACCAUCACUUGGACGCUGGAUGACGAGCCAAUCGCUCGGGACUCGGCGCACCAGGCCAGCCAGUACACGCUCUCGGACGGAUCCACUGUAUCGCAUGUGAACGUCAGCAACCCACAGAUCCGCGAUGGGGGCGUGUACCGCUGCGCUGCACGCAACUCGGCCGGUAGCGCCGAGUACCAAGCGCGCAUAAACGUAAGAGGGGCCCCAAGUAUCAGGGCCAUGCGCAAUAUUACAGCCGUGGCUGGGCGCAACACCUUCAUCAAUUGCCGUGUGAUAGGCUACCCAUACUACUCCAUCAAGUGGUACAAAGAUGGCAUGCUGUUGCCAGACAACCAUCGGCAGGUGGUAUAUGAGAAUGGUACACUCAAGCUCAGUGAUGUGCAGAAAGGAAUGGAUGAGGGAGCGUACCUGUGCAGUGUACUCAUCCAACCCCAGCUCUCUAUCAGCCAGACCGUCUAUGUCACUGUCAAAGUUCCCCCUCUCAUUCAGCCUUUUGACUUCCCCCCUACAUCAAUUGGUAAACUGAUGUACAUAGCUUGUGUAGUUUCGUCUGGGGACAUGCCCAUCCGUAUUACAUGGCGCAAAGAUGGUCAGGAGAUUGUGUCUGGCACCUCUGGUGUCACCAUUGAAACCAAGGAGUUCAUGAGCUCACUGCAGAUCUCCAAAGUUUCCCUGAAGCACAACGGCAACUACACUUGCAUCGCCAGCAAUGACGCAGCUACUGUCAGCUCUGAAAGGCAGCUAAUAGUAACCGUCCCUCCUCGUUUCCGAGUUCAGCCUAAUAAUCAGGAUGGGAUCUAUGGGAAGUCUGGGGUUUUGAACUGCUCUGUAGAUGGUUACCCCCCUCCUAAAGUCAUGUGGAAACAUGCCAAAGGUAUUGGAAACCCACAGCAAUACCAUCCAGUUCCUCUGACUGGUCGCAUCCAGAUUAUGCCCAAUGGUUCUCUGCUGAUCAGACAUGUUUUGGAGGAGGAUCGGGGCUACUAUUUGUGCCAGGCCAGCAAUGGUGUGGGCUCAGAUAUUAGCAAGAGCAUGAUGUUGACAGUCAAAAUUCCGGCCAUGAUCACAUCCCAUCCUAACACAACUAUGGCUAUAAAAGGACAGAAUAAAGAACUAAACUGCACUGCCCGGGGUGAGUACCCUAUUAUCAUUCGCUGGGAACGUGGGGACACUGUCAUCGACCCCGACCGCAACCCUCGUUACUCAAUCACCACUAGCCCCAACGAGAAGAGUGAUGAGGUGAUUUCCACAUUGAAGCUGAAGCCAGCUGAGCGUGGUGACUCUGUGUUCUUCUCAUGUCAUGCAAUCAACUCCUAUGGCGAGGGUCGUGGCCUCAUCCAGUUGACGGUGCAAGAGCCCCCUGAUCCUCCGGAGUUAGAAGUGCGUGAAGUCAAAGAUCGCAGUAUGAACCUAAGAUGGACUCAGAGGUUUGAUGGGAACAGCAUCAUUACCAGUUACGACAUUGAAUACAAAAACAAAUCUGAUCCAUGGGAAUUGAAGCAUGCUACCCGCAAAAUUUCCCCAACCAAUAACCAGGCCAACAUAGUGGAGCUGCAUCCGGCUUCUGUCUACAGCAUUCGUAUGUACUCGUACAACAAAAUUGGCCGUAGUCAGGCCAGCAAAGAGCUCACGAUCAGCACAGAGGAAGCAUCUCCUGAUGGACCACCCAUGGACGUCAUUCUACAGCCUAUGACAUCACAGAGCAUUCGUGUUACGUGGAAGGCUCCCAAGAAGGAGCUCCAGAAUGGUGUAAUCCGUGGCUAUCAGAUUGGCUACAGAGAGAAUGGGCCAGGCAGUAACGGCCAGUACAGUAUAGUGGAGAUGAAGGCGACUGGUGAUAGUGAGGUGUAUACACUGGAUAACCUGAAGAAAUUUGCCCAGUAUGGAGUGGUUGUUCAAGCCUUCAAUCGUGCUGGAACAGGUCCAUCCAGUUCUGAGAUCAAUGCAACCACACUAGAGGAUGUGCCAAGCCAGCCACCUCAGAAUGUGCGGGCCAUCACAGUGACAUCGGAUGAGGCAGUGAUUACAUGGGCAGAGCCUCCACGUAUGACCUUAAAUGGAGUCCUCAAAGGAUAUCGUGUGGUGUUCUGGUCACUCUUUCCUGAUGGAGAAUGGGGUGAGAUGCAGAACAUUACUACUGUACGUGAGCAAGUGGAGUUAAAAGGCUUAGAAAAGUUCACAAACUACAGUGUCCAAGUGUUGGCCUAUACGCAGGCAGGGGAUGGUGUCCGCAGUAAUGUUCUCUACAUACAAACAAGAGAGGACUACCCUGGCCCCCCAGCAGGUAUCAAAGCUGUCCCCUCCUCUGCCAGCAGUGUUGUGGUGUCCUGGCUCCCUCCGAACAAGCCAAAUGGCAUCAUCAGGAAAUACACCAUUUACUGCUCCAGCCCUGGAUCAGCCCAACCAGCUCCCAGUGAAUAUGAGGCAAAUCCAGAAGUGCUAUUUUACCGCAUCACCCACCUGAAUCAAGGACAGCAGUACCUUAUCUGGGCAGCAGCUGUUACCACUGCCGGCCGAGGGAACAUCAGCGAGAAGGUCACUGUUGAGCCUGCUUUAAAAGCUCCUGCCAAGAUACUUUCUUUUGGAGGUACAGUUACCACUCCAUGGAUGAAAGAGGUACGACUUCCAUGUAGUUCAGUUGGAGAGCCGACUCCCACAAUUAAAUGGACCAAAGACAGUGAGAAUACUGCUAUUCCCGUCUCUCAGGAUGGCCAGAGAAACAUUUUAACAAAUGGGACACUGUUGCUGCGAUCAGUAAAAGCAGAGGAUUCUGGGUACUACACCUGCACAGCCACCAACACACUAGGAUUCGAUACCAUAAUUGUGAACCUUCUAGUGCAAGUCCCUCCAGAUCAGCCACGUUUAACAGUAUCCACUACCUCAACCUCCUCUAUUACUUUGGCCUGGAUCCCUGGAGACAAUGGAGGAAGCUCUAUCAGAGGCUUUGUACUGCAGUACUCUGUGGAUAAUACAGAAGAAUGGAGAGAUGUGUUUAUAAGCUCCACUGAGCGCUCCUUCAAGCUGGAUAGCCUCCGAUGUGGAACCUGGUAUAAGGUCAAGCUAGCUGCCAAGAACAGUGUUGGAGCUGGUAGGAUAAGUGAAAUAAUUGAGGCAAAGACUCAUGGCAGAGAGCCACAGUUCAACAAGGACCAGCCCCUAUUCACCCAUAUCAACUCCACCCAUGCUCGUCUCAACCUGCAGGGCUGGAGCAGCGGUGGCUGCCCCAUCAACGCUGUGCUGCUUGAUUUCCGACCCAAAGGAACCUAUGCCUGGCAAAGCGUGCGCACUAAUGGCACAAUCGAUGUCUUCCUGGCUGAGUUGCGUGAAGCCACCUGGUACGAGUUGAAGAUGAAGGCCUGCAACAGCGCUGGCUGUGGCAACCAGACAUCCCAGUUUGCCACACUAGACUACGAUGGCAGUACCAUUCCCCCAAUCAAAUCUGCUCGUGGGGAAGGUGAUGAUGUAAAGAAGCUAUUCUCCAUUGGCUGUCCUGUCAUUCUACUUACACUGGGCAUGGCCCUCCUUUUUAUCAUUCGAAAGAAACGCAAAGAGAAGAGGCUGAAGAGACUUCGAGAUGCUAAAAGUUUGGCAGAAAUGUUAAUCAGUAAGAACAAUCGCAGUUUUGACACCCCAGUGAAGGGCCCACCCCAAGGGCCACGGCUGCACAUAGAUAUACCACGUGUACAACUGCUCAUUGAAGAUAAGGAGGGCAUCAAGCAAAUUGGUGAGGACAAAGCUACUAUUCCUGUAACAGACACUGAGUUUAGCCAAUCAGUAAACCCCCAGAGCUUCUGCACAGGUGUCUCUGUGCAUCAUCCUGCCCUUAUUCAGAACACUGGCCCCUUAAUUGACAUGUCUGAUAUCAGACCAGGAACCAAUCCAGUGUCAAGGAAAAGUGUAAAGUCAGCUCACAGUACAAGGAACCGUUACUCAAGCCAGUGGACCUUGACAAAGUGCCAGGCAUCCACACCUGCACGCACCCUGACCUCUGAUUGGCGUACCGUUGGCUCCCAGCAUGGUAUCACUGUAACAGAGAGUGACAGUUAUAGUGCAAGUCUGUCACAGGACACAGACAAGGGCCGUAACAGCAUGGUUUCAACAGAAAGCGCUUCCUCUACGUAUGAGGAACUGGCUCGUGCUUACGAGCACGCAAAACUGGAAGAGCACUUGCAGCAUGCUAAGUUUGAGAUCACAGAGUGCUUCAUUUCAGACAGUUCUUCUGACCAGAUGACCACAGGUACCAAUGAAAAUGCUGAUAGCAUGACAUCAAUGAGCACACCAUCUGAGCCAGGCAUUUGCCGCUUCACGGCAUCUCCACCAAAACCACAGGACUAUGAUCGUGGCAAGAAUGUAGCGGUGCCAAUCCCACACCGUGCGAACAAGAGUGAGUACUGUAAUCUUCCCCUUUAUAUGAAGACAGAGCCAUUCUUCCGCAAACAAGCUGAGCUGCAUGACCCAUGCCCAGUGGUGCCACCACGUGAAGCUUCUAUUCGAAGUUUGGCGGCUCGUGCCUACCAUACACAAGGCCGCCACAUGACAUUAGACCCAUCCAAACAACAGGCCCUGACGCUCAGCCAUGGUGGCUUAAGUAGCCUAACCAGCUCAGGAGCAUCAGGGCCAGCCUCCAGCACUACCACAGGUGGCUCCAGCAUCAGUUCGGGCACAUCCACAUUGCCCCAGAGGACUCUUACUAUGCCCAGCUCCUCCUCCACCUCCUCAGCUGGCCAAAGCACUGGAGCUGCUGGAGCCGCCGCUGGUGCUGUGGCCAGUUCUUCUUCCACAGGGGGAGGUGGUGUGAGCAGCAGCUCCAAGGUUGGUGGUUCAAGAGACUCUCUUCUUGAGAGCAGCUCAUCUGGAUUGGGCAGACUGCAGAAGCAGAGUGCUGGGGCAUAUUCAAAGUCCUACACACUGGUGUAGGUGCAGUUCUCAAUUAUACACAUAAAAAACAUAUUAAUUGCAUACAUUGAGAUACAUUUAGUGUCUGCCUGGCACAAGGUGGUAAAUGAACUGUGCACUGUCUGGACUUAUCCACCACAGGAGUCUCUUUCUUACUCUCCCUCUUGUUCUUUCAUUUUCUCCCUUCUCCUAGUUCCACCCUAAUCUAUUUUUUUCUAUUAGUUCCUUCCCCCUUCUUUGUCACUAAAUAUAUUUCUCCUUUGGCCAUCUGUCUUCAAUUUUACUAUGCCAAACCCAUAUAUUUUCUUUUAAUCUUUUGUUAAUUUUAUUUCUUUUUCGACUGAAGACACAUUGGACCUUAUGCACAAAUUACAUUUUAUGUGCACUUGUUAAUUUGACUACCCAAGUGUAGGAAAAAAAUCAAUGGUUAUAAAUUAUAUAUUGUUUCACACUUAUAUGUCUAGAUGUUUUAAGGAGAUAAAUAUGUUUCUUUUUAUGUCUCUUGCAAAAGAAUAAGCAUAUUACGAUGUGUUAUGCUUAUGCAUAAAAGAAAAGCAGGCUUGGUGUCUUUUUUCCCUUCCUAGUCAGGCUGGUCUGGACAAGUCCGUGAUUGUGGCGUAUGCUGAUAACAAAGUUAAGUAUUUGGAUUUUUUUUUCCAUACAGCUAAUGAACACAGUAAAAAAGUGUUAAUGACUAUUUUAAAAACAAACCUGGAGCCAUUUCACGGAGGAUGGAUUCCCCCACCCCCAUUAUUUAUUUAUUUAUUUAUUUAUUUUACAUUUCUAGACUUUUCUCAGGCCUUCGCAUGUGGGUCUGUCUGAGUGUGCAUGUGUGUUUAUAUAUGUAAGUAUAUAUGUACACAUGUUUAGGCACACACCAUCAGAAGGCUCAAACAUUUGGGUUGGAUCUUUGGGGAAAGAAGAAAGAAAACAGGGUUGUAAAGUUUUUUUCCCUGUAUUCUGCUUUGCAUCAGAAUUAAGUUAUAGCACUUACUAUCAAGAGGUUGACAGAGCUACUAUACAGGAAAAUUAAUUAAGAUUUGCAGUGCUUAUUUGUGUCCAGAGUUAAUAGCUUUUUUUUUGUUUGUUUUUUUGUCCCACCUGUUUCCCAACACUAUGUAUUUCUUAAUUAUGACUAUGUAAGAAUUGCUUCUGUUUUAAUGUUUUCUGUGCUUGAUUCACACUCCACCUUAAAUAUCUCACAGCUUUUUAUGAAUGGACAGAGCAUAGGAGUGUCAAGAAUUGAAGAAUGAGGGUUCAGAAAUAGUGAGAAUGGAAAGAUAUCUACUGGUACCAAUGAGUUUUUCUGCAGUUAGUACUUUUUUGUCACUCCACCAGAGGGCAGUAUUGGCCGAUGUCUGCAGUUAUACACUAUUGUUAGUGUAGGGAUGAAUGCAGUGAAGAGUAGAGGAAAACUGUAAAGAAAUAAGUGGCAAUGUUUCUGUCUUAUUUUUAAAUACCAACCAAACAAUGCACAUGUUUCUCACUGCACAAGAUUAAAUGAACCAAUAUAACAAAUAAAAAAUAUAUCAACUAACUAAUUAACAAGCAUUAGCUGAUAGGCAUGUGGAGCUGAAAAUGUACUAGUAAAUGUACUGGUUUAUUUACUGGUUCAAAAUACAGCAGUUGAAUUACCAAGUGCAUGCAAAACACAAUCUACAUUCAAAUUGUUAAAUAAAAAAUUAAAUAACCAUAUAAAUAAUUAGUUUUAACACAUUUUGUGCAUUAGAUCCAGCAUUAAUUCUUUUUUUUUUUUAUUAUUGGAUCAAAUACAUAAAUAGCAGCUCUACAGCUCUGCCCUCAGUUUGCACCCCACUGUCAGUUUAGUAGCUCACACAUACAAAAAAUGUAUCCUGGAACCCAAAAUACACCUUAUGUCCAGUUCAACUAUCUGCAGAUGGGUCAGUUCAGGGUCAAAUCGUGUUCCCACUGCAAUUGUAACUGUUGUGUUGUUAUUACCCACAAUAAGGGACAAAAAAUAUCAUUAGUUCCAUGGUCUCCCUCCCUUUUUUACUACUGAGUCCCAAAGACAAUGUUCAAAAUUUUAAUGUUCAAAAUUUCAAUUCUAGAAAACUAUUCACUGACAUCAAUAGACAGAACAUUACAUCAGGGCUUCUGCAAUAUAGAAAUUAAAAAUUAAAAUAUAUUACAAUGUUUCUUCUCAAAAUAUCUAUCUAUCUAUA
Molecule: messenger RNA, 8492 nt
Organism: Silurus meridionalis
Lineage: Eukaryota; Metazoa; Chordata; Actinopteri; Siluriformes; Siluridae
Product: Down syndrome cell adhesion molecule-like protein 1 homolog
Biological process (GO): dendrite self-avoidance; axon guidance; homophilic cell-cell adhesion
Cellular component (GO): axon; plasma membrane
Molecular function (GO): cell-cell adhesion mediator activity
Source: RefSeq, a predicted model, not a curated record